Molecule: messenger RNA, 2007 nt
Organism: Leishmania mexicana MHOM/GT/2001/U1103
Lineage: Eukaryota; Euglenozoa; Kinetoplastea; Trypanosomatida; Trypanosomatidae
Exons: 1
Coding region: 1-2007 (668 amino acids)
Source: RefSeq, a predicted model, not a curated record
AUGAGUAACGCUUUCGAGCCCCGUAUGAGCGCGAUGCGAGCGCGCCUGUCGAGCCUGUGCCACACAGUCGAUCAACAGGAAGAGGAACAGCAGCAGCAGCGUCGCGCUGUUGAGCAUCGCUACUUUAUGGAGGUGAGGGGAGCAGGCUCUGCGGCGGCACCUGCGGCAACACAGCUGAUAGCUUCCACGUCGACACCUCCAUCGUCGGCGCCUAUCUCAAGGCCAAUCACCACCAAGAGUCAAAUUCUGCGCACCGAUGGUAUCAGCGAACGGGACGUGAACCAAGUGCACAGCGCACCAAGGAAGGAUACCCCUUUUGGUCACCACUUCGGCGCGAGCAGCCCGUCCGCCUCCAUCCCACGCACCCGUGCUGCGAAGCCUGCGUCUGGAGUGAAUGCGAUGCUGCAGCUUGCACGACACCACGCUUCCGGCUCCUCGUCUGGGGCUGCCGCAACAAAGGACAUCGUAGACUUCACAGGUGGCCGAGCAAGCCCGGUGCCAAAUGCCCCUGCCACCAUAUCCCCCGGAGCCUUCGCUGUAAACACACGAGAAGACACCGUAGAUUCUUCGCCCGUUCCACUCAUGCCGGGUGGCGUUGCCGGUUUGCACUCGUACGGGUUUCGAGAGCGGUUUCCAAGCCCUCGCCGACUCACCGCGUCACUCGCCGCAAACGCGAUGGAUCUGGUCCCCCGUGAUGGAGACGGAUGCACACCACACACCACUCCUCGCGGGGAGUCGCGCAUCACAGCAGCCGACACGACGAUCGUUGACCCUAUGCUUCCCGAUGAGGAGUCCUCUUUCGAUGCCUUUCGCGUUGUACAGGAGCGGUUGCGCCAGAAGAUGAAGCAACUCACGGCUCUCUCUCCAAACCCUGGCGUGUCACUACCAACGAGAGGUGCCCCCGUCGAGUCUUCCGUGAGUGAGGAAGCAACAGCGCACCGGGAAGGGCUUCCCAACAGAAGCCUCACCGGGUCUCGUGCGGUGAGUGAUGGUGAAGAUUCAAGCCCUUCACCCCGGCCACCGCCGGGUACGCGUGCUGAAACGGCCACCCCAACGCGCUCGCCCAGCGAGCAUGGCUCCUCUUCGCACGACACUAUCCCACUCCCACCGACAUCGUCGUGCUACCAGCAUGCUGAAGGCGACGUCUCGAUAGAUGUGGAAGUGCUGUCCGCGGCGGCGGAGCCCGACACCGAAAAUGUGCGCGAGACUCUGCUCUUCACUCAUGGGCCUCUGCAUUCCUCUGUCGUAGGCGACCCCGACGAGACGGCGGCGGUGACGCGCGAAUGGCAGUGGACCAGGUGCGGCGUGCCACCCACCAACGCAGGCGCGGCAAAUGGGCCGUGUGGUGUCUUUCGCGACCCGACCGCUCGUCACCCCAGGGUCUCACGGAUGCUGUCAAGCGAUGCGCACUUCAACCCAACAGCUGCGGAGCAGCGGGUGGGCUCGCGUGAGUACCGAUGGUCGCCUGAGGUGACGACGGCAGAACGCGCACAGAGUGGUCGCGGGAGGAGUGGGCGAAUGGCUGCAGGGAAUCAGCAUGGUGUCCUCUCAGCGCCGCGACACUCGGGGUCUCGGCACGCGCCGUCGUCAACAUCAGCGUCGCGCCGGUCUGCGACGCGCGAGGGGAGCGCGUCCACGGCUGCCAGGUCCUGCAUGUCAGCGCCGAGGGCAGCUGCGCGACCAAAGCCGAUUUCUCUCAACGUGGAGGCGACGAUUCUCUGCCCCGUCACCGGUGCGGAGCUGUUUGCACUCCUGCGAAUGCGCGGACUCAUCGACUCCGAGGGUGACACGGAGGAGUACCGGCUCCCACCUGUGCGCUGUCACCGCUUGUACGUGACAGCCGAGGAGCACCGCCAGCUGAAACUGCUUCGGCAGUCCUUACACUCUCUGGUCGCGGAGGAGCAGCGCCAGGACAUCCCAUCCUAUCAGCGCGUCACGGUCUCUGCGCGGUCGCGGAACGCCGAGUUUGCUCCCCCACCGCCGGUGCUGCGCUACAUGGAUGUGUGA